AUGGAGCAGCGAUCGGGGGAUGUCAUGGCAUUUGGCGGAGGAGUGGAGGAUGAGAAGGAUGGGGAUGGAGGUGGGUGUUGAAUGGACCUAAAAGGUUAGUCUGCUCAAGUCAAGUGGAAGAAAGAGUUAGCCUUUGAAGUGAGAGCAUGAGCAAACUUUCCCCCUAUCCCAGCUAUCCGCCCACACACUCCCCUCACGCCUAGAGAUAGUGUUUUUGAAAGCCGCCCACCAGAGCUCCUGCAGCACCAGGGCUGAUGGGGUCUCCAGAGCUGCCAAACUGCUGCUUAAUUAAGCCGGCUGAUCCACACUAUCAUUUAUCAUGUGAAAGCCAGGAGAGGGGGAAAAGGAGUAUGGAAGAGGAGGAGAGGGAGGGGUAGGGAAACACGAGGGAUGAGGGGGAUGGAGGGAAUAGUUCGCGUCACAGGGUCUCUCUCCCCAGAGUUGAGUGGGAGAGAGACUAUGCAGCUGUACAGUACUUUACUUGAACUCCUCUCUCUCUCUCUUAGUUAUGCACUAGACUAGGGUCUUACCAACACCACAGCGCAUGUCUCUCUCCAGCAGGACAACUCUGCCUCUGCACAACAUUCUCUCAACAGAACAAGUCUCUCAGAACUAUAAAAGCUCUCUAUACAAUGGCAUACAUUUUUGGCAGGAGAAGAAGCUGAAGGAGCUUUAACUGAAUAUCGUUCCAAAGGUAUAAUUGUGGUCCAGGGAUUUUUCUUUUUGUAGUACUCUCUCUGCAACAUUGAAGCGGUGGGUAGAAAUUCUGCUCCAGGACUUUGUGGACACCUGGUGGGGUAGAUCUGUGUGUCUGUGAUCGGUGUGUCUUUCACACAUACACAAAAGCAUACUGGAGAUGAGAUCCAGCUGUACUGAGCGCAAGCCUGUGUCUUCUCAACCAUGCAAUGUAAGUGAGGGUGUUUAAAGGUAGACAGUGUGUGUGUGUGUGUGUAUUUAAUAUGCCUGAGAGUGAUAGAUGUGUUUUGAGUUAAAGAGAGUAAGGUUGCAGCAAGAGGAGCAAAUGCUGUGCUUUGCACAUUUUGUAGCACCCUCGAGAACUGUUCUAAUGUUUUAUGGAAUGGAGAGUAAUGCUCAGUGUGUUUCUUUUAAAUAUUAGCUUAUUGUUUUAAGUGUCGUCGUUAAACUGGAUUAUGGCAUGAUCCAUUAUCCUGACAUACUGUACAUUGGUUUGUCUGUCUCUGUUCAAUUGACCAAUGGAGUGUCUACUGUGCUUCCAUUUGACCACAAAGUUCUGUUCUUUUUUUUGUUGCACUGAUAAAAUCAUUGCUAUGGACAGAAGUUGAUAUGUAUUCUGUCUUCUCCUCUAACAAGAUGACCUAGAAUAUGGUCCAUUCUAACGAGUAACUGCCUCUGUGGUUUGACCAACUGUCAGACCCUAUAACAGUGAAGGCAGAAACCCUAAAGACUUUGUGCCAACCCCAAUCAUUGUAUAAACCUCCAAUUCCAUGAAAACGAGUCACCAAUCUAGUGAUUUGGUAGUCAAGUGGUUUUGGUGGGGAACAAUGUAUUCCCAUUUAGCUGAAUGCUUUGGCUGUUUCUGUUGUACAAUUACAGAGUAGAAUGAAAGUAGACAUGUAGGCUACAUUGUUUAUCUUUUCUCCAAGCGUAUGUUCCUUGCUAGCAACAUUUGAUGUCUACAGUGUUGAUGAGAGUAGACCUGCUUGCAUAACUCAAGGGAUAGAGGUAGAACUGAGCUGACCUCUUAAGCAAUUUCCUGUCAUUUUUAAAGCCUUUUAAUUAGUUUGUGUGUUGGAAUCACAACAGACCUCCCUCCUCCUUUCUCUAGCUAUUUUUAUCCCUCUGCUUCUGGAGCCUGCUAGCUCCUGGGACUGUGUGUGUGUGUGUGUGUGUGUGUGUGUGUGUUAGUACACAUGCAUAUGUGCAGAAAGAUAUGUGGAGCGUGGCUUGUGGCAUGCAUGGAAUGAAAUAUUCAGGUGACAGAAAGGCAGAUUCCUCCACAUUCAGUGACAUUUUUGGUGACAUUUUCUUUAGGUGGCAGUCUGUCACAUGUCAGAUGCAUACGCGUACUGUACAUUGUUAGAGAAACAAAUAAAAGAGGGUGUGUGGAAAAGGAGGGAGAAGGGAAGAAGGGAGAGGAGGAGAACACAGCUGUUGUUGCCCACAGGCUCUGGAGCAUUCUUGCAUUAUACAAUAGGCUCUUUUUUCUUCCCCGACUUACUGCAGGAGAUUUCAAAGGCACUAGGGCUCUUCUUUAACCUGGUGUUCCAGCUGAAUGCUGGAACACAAACGGAGGACACAACCUUGUCCACGUUCACUGCACCAUAUCAACUAUAUCAAAGCCUUGACAAGGCAUUGUGAGUCCGGGCAGCGCUAGAGGCACUAAGCUGUUGGAAGGAAUCAUGCAGUGCACUCUCAGAGGAAUUCUCUGAGGCAUACCUUGACCCCCCUGCGUGUUGCUGAACCAUCAUUACAGGGAAGGAAACGUAAACAAGUGCAUUGAACAAUGAAAUUGGUUGCGUUCCCUACCUGGUAUUUACAUAUUCCUAUUCCUAUUUAUUCCUAGAAGGUCCAUACUCUCUAAUAAAUGAAUGUGACUUUAUGUAGUGCUUGGAUUAGCAAUGAAAAUAAGCCAAUGCAAAAGCAAAGCAAAAAUGGUGUCCUCUUCUAAUUGUGGAUGUGUCCAAUGUUGUCACAAUAAGGAGGGGUUUGGUAUGAGAAAAUGGACACUGAUCAUUUGGGUUCUACAGAUUGUCAGGCAUAAGACCCUUUAGUGAUAGAUGUUAUGACAUCCAUGUACAGUAUAUACAGUAGUUUUUGAAUCUUUUGUUUAUCCAGGAAGUCCCAUUGAGGUCAGGAGUAGGGCUGUUAGGGUGACUAUUACCGCCACACCAGAGGUCACAAGUCAUGAAGGGAGUCAAAUUCCACGUGACCUUUUAGUCACUGUAAUUAGGCUUCUCCAAGCUCUGAUGCUGCUGAUUGUCAUUAGCAGCCUAUCAAACUUGCUAACUUCCUGGUACUCAGCACUCUAUUGUGCCUCUAAUCACGCUGACAUCAAUGCAAACGUAAUCGAAAAUCUAAUCAAACACUCCAUGAGAGCCCAUGAGCUCAUGUUGCGCAACAUUUCUAUAGGCUAUGCAAUUGCGUGAGAAAACAGUUUUGAUGGCCUCUAUUAAAAAGAGGAGGAUCCCAUCAGCUUUCUAUAGGCUAGGCUUACUAUAUGUAUUUAUAAACUUUCCUAAUAUUAAGCACAUUGCUUUGCUUUACAACAGGAGUAUAGCCUACCUGAAAAUAAAUCACAGGAAAAGCAUCCUCCCUUUGCUAUUUAAGAGCAAGUAUUAUUUUUUUCCCAUGACCCUGUUCUGAGACAGGUGUAUGAUAAUGGUCCAUUCUAAAUCAAAACUAAUUUCAUACAUAUAUUAUUUAGUAUAUGUAAAGACAACAUUAAAUCAAGAAUAGUCUGAUGGGUGACAAUAUUAGCCUAUCACUUGUGAAUUAUGUAUUAUCACUUGUAAAUGAUGCCCAGAUUGUGCAGUAAGGCAAGAAACAGCUGACCUUUUUUUUGCUACUUUUUCCAUUUCUAGUUGUACACCUCAUGUAGCCUAGCCCAUAGACCUACAUGUUUUGAUAAGGUUUGUAUCACAACUAAAGUGGCCAAAUAACUUCUUAAAAUUAAGCACAUUAAUCUGCUUUAUAACUGGUGUGGACCCCAACUGGCAUACAUAGGCUGCGCGUGAGUUUCAAGUUUGGGGAAGAUCAUUUUCACCAUAAAAAUGCAACUUUAUAAUAAAUCAUUACAUGCAUAAUCGCAUUUGUCCUCACUUUUGAGAACAGUGCAAAUGCAAUCGAAAAUCACAUUAAACACUUAUCAUCAAAACAGCCUAUCAUACUUUUAAAACUCACCUCACUGUGAUGACAAUUAGAAGAAAGAAGUUCAACAGCAGGUUGAAGCAGUGUAAAUGAAAUGGACAGCGCUUUCUAGGGUGAUGAUUAAUUCAAAACAUCCAUAUGCAUAUUAGAGCUUAUGCAUAGGCUUCUGAGCCCAAGCCCGAAAAAAAAACAGAAUUAUGAUUUUGCCAUUAUACAAUACAUAACCUAUACUGUAUAUUACGCAUGGCAGAAAAAACUUUUUUUUUUUAAAACUGAUUUAAGAUGGACUGGUUACCAAAAUGUACACUGCUCAAAAAAAUAAAGGGAACACUAAAAUAACACAUCCUAGAUCUGAAUGAAUGAAAUAAUCUUAUUAAAUACUUUUUUCUUUACAUAGUUGAAUGUGCUGACAACAAAAUCCCACAAAAAUGAUCAAUGGAAAUCAAAUUGAUCAACCCAUGGAGGUCUGGAUUUGGAGUCACACUCAAAAUUAAAGUGGAAAACCACACUACAGGCUGAUCCAACUUUGAUGUAAUGUCCUUAAAACAAGUCAAAAUGAGGCUCAGUAGUGUGUGUGGCCUCCACGUGCCUGUAUGACCUCCCUACAACGCCUGGGCAUGCUCCUGAUGAGGUGGCGGAUGGUCUCCUGAGGGAUCUCCUCCCAGACCUGGACUAAAGCAUCCGCCAACUCCUGGACAGUCUAUGGUGCAACGUGGCGUUGGUGGAUGGAGCGAGACAUGAUGUCCCAGAUGUGCUCAAUUGGAUUCAGGUCUGGGGAACGGGCGGGCCAGUCCAUAGCAUCAAUGCCUUCCUCUUGCAGGAACUGCUGACACACUCCAGCCACAUGAGGUCUAGCGUUGUCUUGCAUUAGGAGGAACCCAGGGCCAACCGCACCAGCAUAUGGUCUCACAAGGGGUCUGAGGAUCUCAUCUCGGUACCUAAUGGCAGUCAGGCUACCUCUGGCGAGCACAUGGAGGGCUGUGCGGCCCCCCAAAGAAAUGCCACCCCACACCAUGACUGACCCACCGCCAAACCGUUCAAGCUGGAGGAUGUUGCAGGCAGCAGAACGUUCUCCACGGCGUCUCCAGACUCUGUCACAUGUGCUCAGUGUGAACCUGCUUUCAUCUGUGAAGAGCACAGGGCGCCAGUGGCGAGUUUGCCAAUCUUGGUGUUAAUAAUAAUAUGCCAUUUUAGCAGACGCUUUUAUCCAAAGCGACUUACAGUCAUGCGUGCAUAAUUUUUUUUUGUGUAUGGGUGGUCCCGGGGAUCGAACCCACUACCUUGGCGUUACAAGCGCCGUGCUCUACCAGCUGAGCUACAGAGGACCAAAUGCCAAACAUCCUGCACGGUGUUGGGCUGUAAGCACAACCCCCACCUGUGGACGUCGGGCCCUCAUACCACCCUCAUGGUGUCUGUUUCUGACCGUUUGAGCAGACACAUGCACAUUUGUGGCCUGCUGGAGGUCAUUUUGCAGGGCUCUGGCAGUGCUCCUCCUUGCACAAAGGCAGAGGUAGCGGUCCUGCUGCUGGGUUGUUGCCCUCCUACGGCCUCCUCCACGUCUCCUGAUGUACUGGCCUGUCUCCUGGUAGCGCCUCCAUGCUCUGGACACUACGCUGACAGACACAGCAAACCUUCUUGCCACAGCUCGCAUUGAUGUGCCAUCCUGGAUGAGCUGCACUACCUGAGCCACUUGUGUGGGUUGUAGACACCGUCUCAUGCUACCACUAGAGUGAAAGCACCGCCAGCAUUCAAAAGUGACCAAAACAUCAGCCAGGAAGCAUAGGAACUGAGAAGUGGUCUGUGGUCACCACCUGCAGAACCAGUCCUUUAUUGGGGGUGUCUUGCUAAUUGCCUAUAAUUUCCACCUGUUGUCUAUUCCAUUUGCACAACAGCAUGUGAAAUUUAUUGUCAAUCAGUGUUGCUUCCUAAGUGGACAGUUUAAUUUCACAGAAGUGUGAUUCAAAUCAAAUCAAAUUUUAUUGGUCACAUGCGCCGAAUACAACAGGUGCAGACAUUACAGUGAAAUGCUUACUUACAGCCCUUAACCAACAGUGCAUUUAUUUUAAACCAAAAAAGUAAGAAUAAAACAACAACAAAAAAAAGUGUUGAGAAAAAAAGAGCAGAAGUAAAAUAAAGUGACAGUAGGGAGGCUAUAUAUACAGGGGGGUACCGUUGCAGAGUCAAUGUGCGGGGGCACCGGCUAGUUGAGGUAGUUGAGGUAAUAUGUAUAUGUGGGUAGAGUUAAAGUGACUAUGCAUAAAUACUUAACAGAGUAGCAGCAGCGUAAAAAGGAUGGGGUGGGGGGGCAGUGCAAAUAGUCCGGGUAGCCAUGAUUAGCUGUUCAGGAGUCUUAUGGCUUGGGGGUAGAAGCUGUUGAGAAGUCUUUUGGACCUAGACUUGGCACUCCGGUACCGCUUGCCGUGCGGUAGCAGAGAGAACAGUCUAUGACUAGGGUGGCUGGAGUCUUUGACAAUUUUGAGGGCCUUCCUCUGACACCGCCUGGUAUAGAGGUCCUGGAUGGCAGGAAGCUUUGCCCCAGUGAUGUACUGGGCCGUACGCACUACCCUCUGUAGUGCCUUGCGGUCGGAGGCCAAGCAGUUGCCAUACCAGGCGGUGAUGCAACCAGUCAGGAUGCUCUCGAUGGUGCAGCUGUAUAAUUUUUUGAGGAUCUGAGGACCCAUGCCAAAUCUUUUUAGUCUCCUGAGGGGGAAUAGGCUUUGUCGUGCCCUCUUCAUGACUGUCUUGGUGUGUUUGGACCAUGAUAGUUCGUUGGUGAUGUGGACACCAAGGAACUUGAAGCUCUCAACCUGUUCCACUACAGCCCCGUCGAUGAGAAUGGGGGCGUGCUCAGUACUCUUUUUUUUCCUGUAGUCCACAUCAUCUCCUUUGUCUUGGUCACGUUGAGGGAGAGGUUGUUGUCCUGGCACCACACGGCCAGAUCUCUGACCUCCUCCCUAUAGGCUGUCUCAUCGUUGUCGGUGAUCAGGCCUACCACUGUUGUGUCGUCGGCAAACUUAAUGAUGGUGUUGGAGUCGUGCCUGGCCAUGCAGUCAUGGGUGAACAGAGAGUACAGGAGGGGACUGAGCACGCACCCCUGAGGGGCCCCCGUGUUGAGGAUCAGUGUGGCAGAUGUGUUGUUACCUACCCUUACCACCUGGGGGCGGCCCGUCAGGAAGUCCAGGAUCCAGUUGCAGAGGGAGGUGUUUAGUCCCAGGAUCCUUAGCUUAGUGAUGAGCUUAGAGGGCACUAUGGGGUUGAAUGCUGAGCUGUAGUCAAUGAAUAGCAUUCUCACGUAGGUGUUCCUCUUGUCCAGGUGGGAAAGGGCAGUGUGGAGUGCGAUAGAGAUUGCAUCAUCUGUGGAUCUGUUGGGGCGGUAUGCAAAUUGGAGUGGGUCUAGGGUUUCUGGGAUUAUGCUGUUGAUGUGAGCCAUGACCAGUCUUUCAAAGCACUUCAUGGCUACAGACGUCAGUGCUACGGGUCGGUAGUCAUUUAGGCAGGUUAUCUUAGAGUUCUUGGGCACGGGGACUAUGGUGGUCUGCUUGAAACAUGUUGGUAUUACAGACUCAGUCAGGGACAUGUUGAAAAUGUCAGUGAAGACACUUGCCAGUUGGUCAGCACAUGCUCGGAGUACACGUCCUGGUAAUCCGUCUGGCCCUGCGGCCUUGUGAAUGUUGACCUGCUUAAAAGUCUUACUCACAUCGGCUACGGAGAGCGUGAUCACAUAGUCAUCCGGAACAGCUGGUGCUCUCAUGCAUGCUUCAGUGUUGCUUGCCUCGAAGCGAGCAUAGAAGUGGUUUAGCUCGUCUGGUAGGCUUGUGUCACUGGGCAGCUCGCGGCUGUGCUUCCCUUUGUAGUCUGUAAUAGUUUUCAAGCCCUGCCACAUCCGACGAGCGUCAGAGCCAGUGUAGUAUGAUUCAAUCUUAGACCUGUAUUGACUCUUUGCCUGUUUGAUGGUUCGUCAGAGGUCAUAGCGGGAUUUCUUAUAAGCGUCCGGGUUAGAGUCCCGUUCCUUGAAAGCGGCAGCUCUACCCUUUAGCUCAGUGCGGAUGUUUCCUGUAAUCCAUGGCUUCUGGUUGGGGUAUGUACGUACGGUCACUGUGGGGACGACAUCAUCGAUGCACUUAUUGAUGAAGCCAGUGACUGAUGUGGUGUACUCCUCAAUGCUGUCUGAAGAAUCCCGGAACAUGUUCCAGUCUGUGCUAGCAAAACAGUCCUGUAGCUUAGCAUCUGCGUCAUCUGACCACUUUUUUAUUAACCGAAUCACUGGUGCUUCCUGCUUCAGUUUUUGCUUAUAAGCAGGAAUCAGGAGGAUAGAGUUAUGGUCAGAUUUGCCAAAUGGAGGGCGAGGGAGAGCUUUGUAUGCGUCUCUGUGUGUGGAGUAAAGGUGGUCUAGAGUUUUUUUUCCCUCUGGUUGCACAUUUAACAUGCUGGUAGAAAUUAGGUAGAACGGAUUUAAGUUUCCCUGCAUUAAAGUCCCCGGCCACUAGGAGCGCUGCAUCUGGAUGAGCGUUUUCCUGUUGAUUAAUGGCCUUGUACAACUCAUUCAGUGCAAUCUUAAUGCCAGCAUUGGUUUGUGGUGGUAAAUAGACAGCUAUGAAAAAUAUAGAUGAAAACUCUCUUGGUAAAUAGUGUGGUCUACAGCUUAUCAUAAGAUACUCUACCUCAGGCGAGCAAAACCUCGAGACUUCCUUAGUAUUUGAUUUUGUGCACCAGCUGUUGUUUACAAAUAUACACAGACCGCCACCCCUUGUCUUACCAGAGUCAGCCGUUCUGUCCUGCCGAUGUAGCGUAUAGCCUGCUAGCUGAAUGUUAUCAUUGUUGUCGUUCAGCCACGACUCCGUGAAACAUAAGAUAUUACAGUUUUUAAUGUCCCGUUGGUAGGAUAACCGUAAUCUUAAAUCGUCCAUUUUAUUCUCAAAAGAUUGAACGUUGGCUAAUAGGAUUGAUGGAAGAGGCAGUUUACUCGCUCGCCGUCGGAUCCUUACAAGGCAUCCGGAUAUGCGUCCGCGAUAUCUCCAUCUCUUCCUCACGCGAAUGACGGGGAUUUGGGCCUUGUCGGGUGUCUGUAUGAUAUCCUUCGCGGCCGCCUCGUUGAAGAAAAAAUCUUCGUCCAAUGCGAGGUGAGUAAUCGCUGUCCUGAUAUCCAGAAGCUCUUUUUGGUUAUAAGAGACGAUGGCAGAAACAUUAUGUACAAAAUAAAUUACAAAUAACGCGGAAAAACACACAUAAUAGUACAAUUGGUUUGAGGGCUGUAAAACGGCAGCCAUCUUCUCCGGCGCUGUAUAUAUGAUUGACUUGGAGUUACAUUGUGUUGUUUAAGUGUUCCCUUUAUUUUUUUGAGCAGUGUAUAUCCAUGAGUCUGGGAGAGAACGCAUAGCCCUAGGCGGUGCUGUUGGUUCAUGGAUUGUGCAGGGCGGCUUACAGUUAGCCUACAAUUAGUGAAUUUGCAUUUGAUUUUGAAUAGCCUAGUAAUAGGGAAAAUUUUAUAUUUUCAUAAUUAAUUGGGUGACACAUUACCUUUAACUACAUACUAUCUCACCACCAUGCGUUUUCAUCUCCUCUUCUCUCUCCUUUAUUCAUUUCUCGAGCGCACGGACGGGCUGUCAACAGUUUAGUGAAAUGUGUUUCGUUGCGAAAACAUGUUACAAUCGAUGUUCCCGAACAGAUUUCACUUGGUUUCCCAAAUUAAGCAAUGAGAGCCCAUGUCAUACAGAGUUUGGGUGGAAUGUCACAUGUCAGGCAGCAAGAGCAUACUCCUCAAACAGUGGUUGAUGCAUGGAUUGCAAUAAGUGUUCUUGUAUUUAUUUCUCAGCUGCUGUUAUUAAACACAGCUCCACUAUAAAACCGAAAUAGCCUACAAAACGGACUGGCGGGAAAGCUCGCGGCCUCCAUUCCCUAUUUAAGUGCAUACAGAUUACAUUACUUUUCCCCCCUGCCCCUGUUCCUGCCGUUUCAUAACGGCCAAUUCUAAAUCGAAACUAAUUUUACAUAUUAGUAAAGACAAGAUUAAAUGUAGAAUAGUUGAUGGGUGAAAAUCACUUGAUGAGAGAACAGCUGUGCAGCCUGAGGAAAGGAACAUUGCGCAAGCUUUUUUUUGCUUCUUUCUCAAAUCAUCAAUAGCCUGUAGUCGCAUCAUGCAGUCCAUAUACGUUUUGAUUUCUAAGACAUUCUAAGGUUUGUAUCAUUCACAACUAAAGUUGCCAAAUAACGCUAAAUCUAGCAUACUUUUAUGCUCAAUAUAGCCAUGUCAUAUGCGCACCAAAAUGCUUUCAAUUUUUUCCCAGCUAAAUUCAAUUAUGUUUUUCUUACUAUAAAAUCAUAUAAAAUAAUGGCACGGGACUUAUAAGCAUAUCUUGUCAGCUAAAUUAACAAGCCUAUGGCAUGGAGCAUAACCAGAUAACAUACAGAAGGACAACUCAUAUACAGUGAGGGAAAAAGGUAUUUGAUCCCCUGCUGAUUUUGUACGUUUUCCCACUGACAAAGAAAUGAUCAGUCUAUAAUUUUAAUGGUAGGUUUAUUUGAACAGUGAGAGACAGAAUAACAACAACAAAAAUCCAGAAAAACGCAUGUCAAAAAUGUUAUAAAUUGAUUUGCAUUUUAAAGAGGGAAAUAAGUAUUUGACCCCCUCUCAAUCAGAAAGAUUUCUGGCUCCCAGGUGUCUUUUAUACAGGUAACGAGCUGAGAUUAGGAGCACACUCUUAAAGGGAGUGCUCCUAAUCUCAGUUUGUUACCUGUAUAAAAGACACCUGCCCACAGAAGCAAUCAAUCAAUCAGAUUCCAAACUCUCCACCAUGGCCAAGACCAAAGAGCUUUCCAAGGAUGUCAGGGACAAGAUUGUAGACCUACACAAGGCUGGAAUGGGCUACAAGACCAUCGCCAAGCAGCUUGGUGAGAAGGUGACAAUAGUUGAUGUGAUUAUUUGCAAAUGGAAGAAACACAAAAGACCUGUCAAUCUCCUUUGGCCUGGGGCUCCAUGCAAGAUCUCACCUCGUGGAGUUGCAAUGAUCAUGAGAACGGUGAGGAAUCAGCCCAGAACUACACGGGAGGAUCUUGUCAAUGAUCUCAAGGCAGCUGGGACCAUAGUCACCAAGAAAACAAUUGGUAACACACUACGCCGUGAAGGACUGAAAUCCUGCAGCGCCCGCAAGGUCCCCCUGCUCAAGAAAGCACAUAUACACGGCCAUCUGAAGUUUGCCAAUGAACAUCUGAAUGAUUCAGAGGAGAACUGGGUGAAAGUGUUGUGGUCAGAUGAGACCAAAAUCGAGCUCUUUGGCAUCAACUCAACUCGCCGUGUUUGGAGGAGGAAGAAUGCUGCCUAUGACCCCAAGAACACCAUCCCCACCGUCAAACAUGGAGGUGGAAACAUUAUGCUUUGAGGGUGUUUUUCUGCUAAGGGGACAGGACAACUUCACCGCAUCAAAGGGACGAUGGACGGGGCCAUGUACCGUCAAAUCUUGGGUGAGAACCUCCUUCCCUCAGCCAGGGCAUUGAAAAUGGGUCGUGGAUAGGUAUUCCAGCAUGAAAAUGACCUAAAACACACGGCCAAGGCAACAAAGGAGUGGCUCAAGAAGAAGCACAUUAAGGUCCUGGAGUGGCCUAGCCAGUCUCCAGACCUUAAUCCCAUAGAAAAUCUGUGGAGGGAGCUGAAGGUUCGAGUUGCCAAACGUCAGCCUCGAAACCUUAAUGACUUGGAGAAGAUCUGCAAAGAGGAUUGGAACAAAAUCCCUCCUGAUAUGUGUGCAAACCUGGUGGCCAACUACAAGAAACGUCUGACCUCUGUGAUUGCCAACAAAGGUUUUGCCACCAAGUACUAAGUCAUGUUUUGCAGAGGGGUCAAAUACUUAUUUCCCUCAUUAAAAUGCAAAUCAAUUUAUAACAUUUUUUACAUGCGUUUUUCUGGAUUAUUUUGUUGUUAUUCUGUCUCUCACUGUUCAAAUAAACCUACCAUUAAAAUUAUAGACUGAUCAUGUCUUUGUCAGUUAUUCUGUCUCUCACUGUUCAAAUAAACCUACCAUUAAAAUUAUAGACUGAUCAUGUCUUUGUCAGUGGGCAAACGUACAAAAUCAGCAGGGGAUCAAAUACUUUUUUCCCUCACUGUAUAUGUGAUGGUGUAUAUUAAAUUGAUAUAUUAUACUUUUUUUAUGUAGAUGUUCUAAAGGCGCACAUCAGCGGCUUGUAUGUGUGGAGGCCUGGAGAUGCUAAAAGUGUUUAUGUUAAUUAAUGGUAAAUUACCGUGAGACCUGGCAGUCUUUUGCAUGACAAUAACCAGCUGACAAAAUUUCAUGACCGCCACAGCCCUAGUCAGGAGACUUCAUUUACCAGGGAGACCUUGUCACUGUUAUGUCAGACCACUUUAAUCUAACUGUUUCUCUGUUGUUCCAGCAGCACCCAGCAGGGUUGGAGGCUAUCAGCCCCAGUGAGGAGGUGACUGACAUGGAGGACAAUGAGGAAGAGGACCUGGGAGUGUUGGACGACCAGCGGAGCAUCAUCCUGCACCUCCUCUCCCAGCUCAAACUGGGCAUGGACCUCACCCGGGUAAGACAGCCAAUGCUCUCUGCUCUCUUCAUGUCUUUUCCUUUGAAUGUUAGAGAUGGUAUGGCCAACACAACGCUUACUGGUUCACUGAAUAGAUUAUGUAGAAAUGUCUUGAUUCCUUUUUACGACAGCCAACGCUCUCUGUUCUCUCUUCAUAGUUUUCCCUUGGAAUGUUAGAGCUGGUAAUGCCAACGCAAUGUUUACUGGUUCACUCACUGAAUAGGAAUGUCUUGAUUCUUGUUUUAGGAAGUACAGCUUACAGUUAUGUACUGGUAUGUCCAUUUGAAUAUAAUCAUCAAUGGCAUCAAAACAAUCAUGGAAUGACACUAAAAAGGCUUUUAGUUCAAAUUAUGACUAGUGCUCCUCUUUAUUACUGUUCCCUAUCAGCACUCUAGUGAAGUGUCUCCCUCAUGCAGUUUAUCGGUCGCCUCCCGCCCUGUUUACUAGGUGGUGCUACCCACCUUCAUCCUGGAGAAGCGCUCCCUGCUGGAGAUGUAUGCUAAUUUCAUGGCCCACCCGGACAUGUUCCUGUCCAUCACGGCUGGCGCCACGGCGGAGGACCGCAUCGUACGCUUCGUCGAGUACUACCUUACCGCCUUCCACGAGGGCCGCAAAGGAGCUGUGGCCAAGAAGCCCUACAACCCGGCACUGGGUGAGACCUUCCACUGUUCCUGGGAGGUGCCACGGGACAGAGUGAGGCCCCUCAGGUCUCAGAGCCCCAGGGAACCAGCCUCCAGGGGCCCCAACAACACCCAACAGCAGGACGAUCCGUCGGGGACCGAGUGUUACCGCGUUCGCUUCAUAGCCGAGCAGGUGUCCCACCACCCGCCUGUCUCAGGGUUCUACUGCGAGUGCCCAGAGAGGAGGAUGUGUGUCAGUGCCCACGUGUGGACGAGAAGCAAGUUCAUGGGCAUGUCCAUUGGUGUGUCCAUGAUAGGGGAAGGUGAGUGAAUUGAUGUGCUUCAGGUUCAUUGAGGCUCAGUUAAAAGCUGGCACCAUAAGUACAGUGAGGGAAAAAAGUAUUUGAUCCCAUGCUGAUUUUUUUAUGUUUGCCCACUGACAAAUACAUGAUCAGUCUAUAAUUUUAAUGGUAGGUUUAUUUGAAGUGAGAGACAGAAUAACAACAAAAGAAUCCAGAAAAACGCAUGUCAAAAAUGUUAUUAAUUGAUUUGCAUUUUAAUGAGGGAAAUAAGUAUUUGACCCCUCUGCAAAACAUGACUUAGUACUUGGUGGCAAAACCUUUGUUGGCAAUCACAGAGGUCAGACGUUUCUUGUAGUUGGCCACCAGAUUUGCACACAUCUCAAGAGGGGUUUUGUCCCACUCCUCUUUGCAGAUCUUCUCCAAGUCAUUAAGUUUUCGAGCCUGACGUUUGGCAACUCGAACCUUCAGCUCCCUCCACAGAUUUUCUAUGGGAUUAAGGUCUGGAGACUGGCUAGGCCACUCCAGGACCUUAAGGUGCUUCUUCUUGAGCCACUCCUUUGUUGCCUUGGCCGUGUGUUUUGUGUCAUUGUCAUGCUGGAAUACCCAUCCACGACCCAUUUUCAAUGCCCUGGCUGAGGGAAGGAGGUUCUCACCCAAGAUUUGACGGUACAUGGCCCCGUCCAUCGUCCCUUUGAUGCGGUGAAGUUGUCCUGUCCCCUUAGCAGAAAAACACCCCCAAAGCAUAAUGUUUCCACCUCCAUGUUUGACGGUGGGGAUGGUGUUCUUGGGGUCAUAGGCAGCAUUCCUCCUCCUCCAAACACGGCGAGUUGAGUUGAUGCCAAAGAGCUCGAUUUUGGUCUCAUCUGACCACAACACUUUCACCCAGUUCUCCUCUGAAUCAUUCAGAUGUUCAUUGGCAAACUUCAGACGGGCCUGUAUAUGUGCUUUCUUGAGCAGGGGGACCUUGCGGGCGCUGCAGGAUUUCAGUCCUUCACGGCGUAGUGUGUUACCAAUUGCUUUCUUGGUGACUAUGGUCCCAGCUGCCAUUGAGAUCAUUGACAAGAUCCUCCCGUGUAGUUCUGGGCUGAUUCCUCACCGUUCUCAUGAUCAUUGCAACUCCACGAGGUGAGAUCUUGCAUGGAGCUCCAGGCCGAGGGAGAUUGACAGUUAUUUUGUGUUUCUUCCAUUUGCAAAUAAUCGCACCAACUGUUGUCACCUUCUCACCAAGCUGCUUGAUGAUGGUCUUGUAGCCCAUUCCAGCCUUGUGUAGGUCUACAAUCUUGUCCCUCACAUCCUUGGAGAGCUCUUUGGUCUUGGCCAUGGUGGAGAGUUUGGAAUCUGAUUGAUUGCUUCUGUGGACAGGUGUCCACACAAGCUGCUCCUAAUCUCAGCUCGUUACCUGUAUAAAAGACCUGGGAGCCAGAAAUCUUUCUGAUUGAGAGGGGGUCAAAUACUUAUUUCCCUCAUUAAAAUGCAAAUCAAUUUAUAACAUUUUUGACAUGCGUUUUUCUGGAUUUUUGUUGUUGUUAUUCUGUCUCUCACUGUUCAAAUAAACCUACCAUUAAAAUUAUAGACUGAUCAUUUUUUGUCAGUGGGCAAACGUACAAAAUCAGCAGGGGAUCAAAUACUUUUUUCCCUCACUGUACAUGAUUGAGUUCAAAUCAUAUACUUUUCUUAAGCUUAUGCUCAUGUUUUGGAAUAUACAUGGAGAUACAGUUGGUGGCAGUUUGAAUGGCAUUAGCAACGCGAAUGCCCCGACCCACCUGAGGAUCUGUCUUUUUCAGCCACCUAUUUCCUGUGUUUGAGGGGUGCAAAAGUCUUGUCACUUAAAUCUCGUUAGAUUGAUUGCUUUCAUUUUACUCCUGCGACUCUUUCAUACUCUUGCUUGUGCCUGUAGUUUUUUCCCCAUUACCGUUACGAUCACGGAGAUGUUUGUAAUGACCUGUCAAACACACCCCUAAUGGCUGAAAUGGUCUCAAUGGAAUACAUUGUCUUUCCGUUGCAUCUAUAAGAACGCUAAAGCUUUGUCUGGGAUUAAACGCAUCGUCUCGACACAUCACAAGAAAGAGAAGAAAGACAACUUUAUUUUGAUGGAUGUCAAUUAUUUGUGGAAUUGAAAAAGUAAUACUUUUAAUACAGUUGAAAUGUUUACAAAUUAGAUGCGCUAAAAUGAAAAUAACUUCCGAAAAUGAACACUCGGAUUAUAAUUAUAUUAUUUCUCAUUUCGCAAACAAUGUAAAGUAUGUAUGGAGAGGUGUUUUCUAGAGCCAAGCGUGUUGAUUUUUAAUCCGAUGGUAUCCUGCUAUUGAUACACAUGUUGAAUUAUGCAACAGAACGUGACAACAACAGUAAUUAAUGAGUCAGUCUAGACAGAGCAGGUGAGUGCAGGAAGGCAGAGCACGUAUUUGGUGGUUGCAGCCUUGUUCCAUUCCUUUAUGUUAAUAUAUUCAUAUAUGCAAAAACAAUACACCAUGUACUUAUGCAAAUUAAGGUAUUAUCAUUUGAUUUAUUUUAACAGAAAAUAUUUUAAAAAAUACCUGAUACCUUUAGAAAAAAAGGUGAGAUCUUACAAUAAAUUGAAUACCUGAGUUCCCACCACAAUCCCUGAACUCCAUAAAUUAUUUGCCCGUGCCAGAAAUGUUUUAUGUGCUAUAAUUCAGUCAAUAUCCGAUGUAUUUUUUUAAUGGUAAAAGUUUGGAGUAUCUUCAUCCAUUGUCCAACUGUUGCAUUUAUUAGAAUUGUUUUUAACAGAUCUCAUAAACUCCUGAGUGGCGCAGUGGUCUAAGGCACUGCAUCGCAGUGCUAACUGUGCCACUAGAGAUCCUGGUUCGAAUCCAGGCUCUGCUGUAGCCGGCCGCAACCGGGAGACCAAUGGGGCGGUGCACAAUUGGCCCAGCGUCGUCCAGGGUAGGGGAGGGAAUGGCCGGCAGGGAUGUAGCGUUGAUAGAGCAUGGCGUUUGCAAUGCCAGGGUUGUGGGUUCGAUUCCCACGGGGGGCCAGUAUAAAAAAAUAUGUAUUCACUAACUGUAAGUCGCUCUGGAUAAGAGAGUCUGCUAAAUGACUAAAAUGUAAAUGUAAAUGUUUAAAACCUUUCAACAAUUUUGAUUACUGUUGCUAAUGGCAUCUACAGCAGCCAGUUUUACUCUCAUACCUAUCCAUUGUGCAUAGUCCUAUUGCACAAUGGAAGGGUAUGAGAGUUCUCUGAUGACAAUCAAUACAUGAGUCCUCUAUCUGCUGUCAUGACGCCACAAUGUAGGCUUUUCUGAAUGAGUCACACUGAUGGAAUACAGGAAGCCCUUGUAUACAGAUUCAGUUGAUUCAGUUCAUGUUAUACUGAUUCACCACGACCAGACAAUAUUCUCAUGUGUCCUUUUUAAUGCCUGGUGAGUCAUACCACAGGAUUUGUGCAUUCACUGUGGGAUUACUUUUGAAGCACAAUGUUGACCCGCUCACAUUUAGAGGCCUGUGUGGUUUGGCAUCUUUAUGAGUAAUGUGCCUCUAAUGAAAAUAUAAAUAUUUUUUGAGCGGACAAUAUUUAGUGCUGCAUUGAUUGGUGCUGAUUAAGAUGAUGUCUGAUGGAGAGGAGAGUACAGUAAGCAUGUGUCAGAUACAAUCUGCUCCUGCUGUGAUUUGCGGUGGCUGUGGGUUGUCAUGGACAGCACGGUGGGUUGCCAUGGACAGCACGGUGGGUUGUCAUGCACAGCACGGUGGGUCGAUGUGGGUGUUUAGCUAAAAAGAGGAUAAGAUGAUGUCUGAUGGAGAGGAGAGUACAGGAAGCAUGUGUCAGAUACAAUCUGCUCCUGCUGUGAUUUGCGGUGGCUGUGGGUUGUCAUGGACAGCACGGUGGGUCGAUGUGGGUGUUUAGCUAAAAAGAGGAUAAAUUGUGUCUGUACUGACGGUAUUAUAAAUGCUAGAUUGUUAUGCCUUAAUGCUCUCAACCAAAGACAGUAUUAAUUCAGUGACAUUGGACAUAUAGUACAGUACAUUGCAUACACAGUAUGAAGAGGUGGACAAGGUAAGACAAGGGGGUCGAGGAGGGAUCGAUUGUGAAGGAAAUGUUUCCCACUUGUAAUAUAGCCAAACUAGUGUAUGCAAGCCAGUUAUGUGAUGACCUUCCACAUGAUUUCUCUCCUGACUCAAUUAGGGUGUUUUCACACAUAGUCCUCUUAAAAGAACAGAUCUCAUUCCUCUUUAAAGUGAACUGUGGGGUAAAAAAAAGCAAAACAACUCAGUUCUCUUUGUAUUCACGCUGCCCUUGCCUUUGAAUGAGGACUCAACUCUUUUGCCAGUUCACUUCACCAAUGCUGUGGUCUGAGUCCUCUUUGCAUUCACAUUGCUAUGUUUAGAAAGGAACCAAGAUCUUUUUCCAACAUUCACUCAAUGCACUCUGGGUUUUUACAAGGUGCAGGACAAGCCAUUCCAUCAGAAUGUGUUAUCGGACAGCUAGAUUUUACAUUUUUUACAUUUUAGUCAUUUAGCAGACGCUCUUAACCAGAGCUACUUACAGGAGCAAUUAGGGUUAAGUGCCUUGCUCAAGGGCACAUUAACGUCAUUUAGCAGACGCUCUUAGCCAGAGCGACUCACAAAUUGGUGCGUUCACCCUAUAGCCAGUGGGAUAACCACUUUACAAUUUGGGGGGGGGGGGGGUUAGAAGGAAUACUUUAUCCUAUCCCAGGUAUUCCUUAAAGAGGUGGGGUUUCAAAUGUCUCCGGAAGGUGGUGAGUGACUCCGCUGUCCUGGCGUCGUGAGGGAGCUUGUUCCACCACUGGGGUGCCAGAGCAGCGAACAGUUUUGACUGGGCUGAGCGGGAGCUAUGCUUCCGCAGAGGAAGGGGAGCCAGCAGGCCAGAGGUGGAUGAACGCAAUGUCCUCGUUUGGGUGUAGGGACUGAUCAGAGCCUGAAGGUACAGAGGUGCCGUUCCCCUCACUGCUCCAUAGGCAAGCACCAUGGUCUUGUAGCGGAUGCGAGCUUCAACUGGAAGCCAGUGGAGUGUGCGGAGGAGGGGGGGUGACGUGAGAGAACUUGGGAAGGUUGAACACCAGACGGGCUGCGGCAUUCUGGAUGAGUUGUAGGGGUUUAAUGGCACAGGCAGGGAGCCCAGCCAACAGCGAGUUGCAAUAGUCCAGACGGGAGAUGACAAGUGCCUGGACCAGGACCUGCACCGCUUCCUGUGUAAGGCAGGGUCGCACUCUCCGAAUGUUGUAGAGCAUGAACCUGCAGGAGCGGGUCACCGCCUUGAUGUUGGCGGAGAACGACAGGGUGUUGUCCAGGGUCACGCCUAGGCUCUUCGCACUCUGGGAGGAGGACACAGCGGAGUUGUCAACCGUGAUGGCGAGAUCAUGGAACGGGCAGUCCUUCCCCGGGAGGAAGAGCAGCUCCGUCUUGCCAUGGUUCAGCUUGAGGUGGUGAUCCGUCAUCCAUACUGAUAUGUCUGCCAGACAUGCAGAGAUGCGAUUCGCCACCUGGUUAUCAGAAGGGGGAAAGGAGAAGAUUAGUUGUGUAUCAUCAGCGUAGCAAUGAUAGGAAAGGCCAUGUGAGGAUAUGACAGAGCCAAGUGACUUGGUGUAUAGGGAGAAAAGGAGAGGGCCCAGAACCGAUCCCUGGGGGACACCAGUGGUGAGAGCACGUGGUGCGGAGACAGCUUCCCGCCACGCCACUUGGUAGGAGCGACCGGUCAGGUAGGACGCAAUCCAGGAGUGAGCCGCGCCGGAGAUGCCCAUCUCGGAGAGGGUGGAGAGGAGGAUCUGAUGGUUCACAGUAUCAAAGGCAGCAGACAGGUCUAGAAGGACAAGAGCAGAGGAGAGAGAGUUAGCUUUAGCAGUGCGGAGAGUCUCCGUGACACAGAGAAGAGCAGUCUCAGUUGAAUGACCAGUCCUGAAACCUGAUUGGUUUGGAUCAAGAAGGUCAUUCUGAGAGAGAUAGCAGGAGAGUUGGCUAAAGACGGCACGCUCAAUAGUUUUGGAAAGAAAAGAAAGAAGGGAUACUGGUCUGUAGUUGUUGACAUCAGUGGGGUCGAGUGUUGGUUUUUUGAGAAGGGGAGUAACUCUCGCUCUCUUGAAGACGGAAGGGACAUGGCCAGCGGUCAAGGAUGAGUUGAUCAGCGAGGUGAGGUAGGGGAGAAGGUCACCGGAGAUGGUCUGGAGAAGGGAGGAGGGGAUGGGGUCAAGCGGGCAGGUUGUUGGGCGGCCUGCAGUCACAAGUCGCAGGAUUUUAUCUGGAGAGAGAGGGGAGAAAGAAGUCAAAGCAUAGGGUAGGGCAGUGUGAGCAGGACCAGCAGUGUCAUUAGACUUAACAAACGAGGAUCGGAUGUCGUCAACCUUCUUUUCAAAGUGGUUGACGAAGUCAUCCACAGAGAGAGAGAGGGGGGGGGGGGGGGGGGGGGGGGGGGAUUCAGGAGGGAGGAAAAUGUGGCAAAGAGCUUCCUAGGGUUAGAGGCAGAUGCUUGGAAUUUAGAGUGGUAGAGAUUAGAGAUAUACCUACUAACAUUUUGGAAGCUAAUAGAUUGCAUUUAGUUAAAAGAGGAGACAAUCAUUGUAAUCAGAAGAUACUAUUAACAUGUAAAUAUUAUUGGUAACAGAAUAAAUAGCAGAAGAAUAACUGCAGAUUAAAUAAUGCUGUAAUCGGAAAUUGUACACCCAAUGUAGGCUACCGCCCCUUUAAGAGCUAGAAUGGAUUUUGUACCCCGUGUUGUGAUUCUCACCAAAUAUGUUGGUGUAUUCUCACACUAUUCAAACCCUUCAAUCGAAUAAACAGCUUAUGAAGCUCUCUUAGCCUAUAGAUCACAUAUUGCAAACAAAUAAUCUGAACUAAAAACUCGACACGUUUUGGAAUUUCUGUGCAUCCUUGACAAUCGCUAAUCAAUAGGCCUAACCAAAAACAGCACACGUUUUUUCUGCAAAUCUGCACAUCAUCAUCUUCUCUCUAUUGUGGCACUAAUGUGAGAGGGUUUAUUGCAGUAGUCUAGUGUGUGGUGCAGGAAUAAUGACAAGCAAACCUGGGGAACUUUGUGUUCACAUUGCCCUAAAAAAGGGAACUGGACCACGGAAUUCAAGCGAACCGAACUCAGACCGCCUCUUGAGAUGGUCUCAGUUCAGUUCGCUUCGGGGGCUCUUUUGAGGGGUCUGAGUUCUUUGGAGUGUUUACACUGCACAAAAAAUUAAGCAAACCAAUUUGAGUUCACAAAAACUCUUAAAGGGACCAAGUGUGAAAACACCCUUAUACUAUUUAGCAAUAAUAUUUAUAUUUAUUUUAUUUAUUUUACCCUUAUUUUCCCAGGCAAGUUGACAGAACAGUCUCAUUUACAGCAACGACCUGGGGAAUAGUUACAGGGGAGAGGAGGGGGGAUGAAUGAGCCAAUUGGAAGCUGGGGAUGAUUAGGUGGCCAUGAUGGUUUGAGGGCCAGAUUGGGAAUUUAGACAGGACACUGGGGUUAACACCCCUACUCUUACGAUAAGUGCCAUGGGAUCUUUAGUGACCACAGAAUCAGUGCAUGGGGCGAUGUGGGGUCAUGCACAGUGGGUGUCCACUGUUCUGCCUCAGUAACAGGAAAAACCUUGGCUAAUGAUGCUCACCAUUAAUGUUGUUAAUGAGGCACUGUUGUCAGCAUGCUUUUUUCUGUUAAACUCAAUCACUAAUGAAGAUUGAACGUUGGAGAGGUCACAUUUCACAGGCAUUUUCUACCCAGCUUAAACAUUAAUCUUAGAAGAGUAUAUUUAUGGUACGGAGAUACUGUAUCUUGCAAAGGAUUUUCACUUGUAGUCUCUGCAAAAGCUUCUGCAGUAUUCUAUGGCAUGUACAGUUUUUUUUAGACAUUCAGGUAAAUAAAUGACGGGCGCUUGGCUACUUACCACCAUGUACUAGGAUAGCCAGUUCCCAGAUCUGUUUGUGCUAUCAUGUCAACUCCUUGUUAGUUGUCACUCAUUGUCUUAACCAAACAUGAACAAAUGUUUGCAAGAGGUGGCAACAGAGCAGAAACUGCCUGGGACCAGACUUGCACCAGUGAGAUGCUGACCCUUUGAUCUUUCCCACUCUGCUCCCCAGGGACCUUAUGCCUUCUGGAGCAUGACGAGGAGUAUGUCUUCACUCUGCCCUGUGCCUACGCCCGCUCCAUCCUCACCGUGCCAUGGGUGGAGCUAGGUGGCAAAGUCACCAUCAGCUGUGCCAAGAGUGGCUACUCAGCCACCGUCACAUUCCACACCAAGCCUUUCUAUGGAGGGAAGGUACACAGGUGGGUCUCUGAAUGUGUGAGAGUGUGUGAGUGAGAGAGAGAAGAAGAGGAAGAGGGCGAGAGCGAGAGAUUGCUUUGGCAAUGUAAACAUACUGUGUUUCCCAUGCCAAUAAAGCCCUUUGAAUUGAAUUGAAUUGAAUUGAAUUGAAUUCAGAGAGAGAGAGGAUUUGAACACUGUAUUGAAAUGAUUUGAACGUCAUAAUUUCAAAUCUAUUUUGAAUGGUAAAUAAUCUGUUGUGUCAUUCUGUCAUACUUUUAUUGUGAAUAAGAAUAGAAUAUGUUUCUAAACACUUCUACUACAUUAAUGGGGAUGCUACCAUGAUUACGGAUAAUCAUGAAUGAAUCGUGAAUAAUGAUGAGUGAGAAAGUUACAGAGGCAUAAAUAUCAAACAUAUUCUUAUUUACUAUAUAAGUGGCUCCAAAAUGACACUACAUUAUUUACCAUUUAUUUAUAUUGGGCACAAAAUAAACUGAAACACAACCAAAACAAACUGCAAAUGCAUCCAACAAAUUUGUAGAGUCACAAACAUGAUGUAGUCAUUGCGUGCUAUAAAUAUGGGACAUAAGUGAAUUUGUCCAAAUACUUUGUUCCCUUAAAUGAGGGGACUAUGUACAAAAAGUGCUGUAAUUUCUAAACGGUUCACCCAAUAUGUAUGAAAAAAUCCUCAAAUUAAAGCUGACAGUCUGCACUUUAACCUCGUAGUCUUUUAAUAAUUUCAACGUGCUGAAGUACAGAGCCAAAACAACAACACGUGUCACUGUCCAAAUACUUUUGGACCUCACUGUAAUUCGAUAUUACUAUGGCAGUACAAUGUAUCAUAAGAGUAAUGUUGAGCAAUGAUGGGCUGCCACUAAGUACAUCUUCUGAACAUCGCUGCUAAAUUUUCCUCUCAGGGUGACUGCAGAAGUCAAACACAACCCGACCAACACCAUUGUGUGCAAGGCCCAGGGGGAGUGGAACGGAACCCUGGAGUUCACCUAUAGCAGCGGGGAGACCAAAGUGAUUGACACAGCCAAAUUGCCAAUCAUCAAGAAGAAGCUCCGGCCUGUGGAGAAGCAGGGACAGAAUGAGUCCAGGUAAGAUGCUCCUAGGUCCAAUAUGCUGUAUUUUUGGUCCCUUCUUAGUGGACCAGGGUCGUGUUCAUUACACACCAAACAGAAGUAAACUGGACUGAAACAAGGAGGGACUCCCUGGACUUGGUGUAUAUGGAACAGUAGCCGUUAUAGUAGCUAUCUUGUCAGCUAUGUGUGGGUUUGUUAUAUACAUGUUCUUUAUGCGUUUGUGUAGGCGGUUAUGGCAGCAUGUCACCAAGUCACUGAAGGAGGGGAACAUUGACGAGGCCACGGAACACAAGCAUCGUCUAGAGGAGCGCCAGAGAGGGGAGGAGAGGCAGAGAGCUGCAGUCAACUCGCCCUGGACACCCAAAUAUUUCAGUAAAAAGGUAGUUACAGGAGGAAGUUGAGCCAGGGUUAAAUAUAAAACUAGGGUAAGGGCUGGGGCUAUAUGUUCAACCCUAUCCCUAACCUUUACCCUACUUUUCUCUUUGGACCCACGAGGUGCUGGACCCCGGCUCCACCUGGCUCUCCCUUUGACUUAACCUAACGUAGCAGGAGUAAAAGGAAAUGCCUGAGUGGAGUUCCCACACGGUUUUCAGAGGAAGCUAGAUUGAAUUAGCUGUAUCCCUGAAAACUGGAUACAUCCAGGUGGUUGGCAACUCCGCUAAGGGUGCUUUGUCCCAAGGUGCAGGAACCUGGCUCCAGGUGAAUAAACUCAAUUUAACCACUGAUGCUAAUCUGGUUUUGUCUUUGUUCUUGCCUUUAGGGAGAAGAUUGGAUCUACCACAAUCCUCUGUGGAAAUCUCACUGACACAAGAACCAGACUGCUCUAAUGGACACUAACUUAGAGCCUCUAUCCCCUAAACGAGGGGCCAGGCCAGGGGAAGGAUAAUGAUGGAACAGCCAUUCGCUCUCCAUUGGGACCCGAGAUACUGACUCUUAAUGACAUGGACAAUGGACACACUCAUGGGAAUCAAGUGGUUUCCAAUUGAACUACGAGGGUGGGAGUGACAGAUUUUUAUAGUAUUCGAGGUAGAGAAUUUCUAUUUUUCACUUUACCAAGGCCUUUUUCCUUUUGCAAAUGCAUGGUAUGACAUGAUUUGUCACUGGUAUUUUUUUCCAGUUGUGUUGACACAUUCAUUAUCUUUUUAGGUUCUAACGCCUUUAUUUGUCACACAGCAUCAGAAUGCAAUGGGAUGAGGAGGAAGGUGGCACAGAUGGACUCAGUAGGACCCAUUGCAGUGUUGAUGGAAUACAAGUGUUGAUGGCAAAGAUGCAAAUAUGUUUGGAGAUAUGUUUUUGUUACAUUAGUUCCCAUCUGGUUUUCAACAAAUGGUGACGACUAGGAGCAGUCUAUUUCUUAUCACUUUACGUUGCCAUUCUGCCCAUCCAGACCUUUAGAAGGAGUUUUGACCAUUCCUGAAAUGACUGUUUGCCUCUGCUCUUCCAUGCAUACAGAUUUCCCAUCACUCGCUUACCCACUUAUUACACAGUUAACACUCCAUUGGACCCUAUCUUCCCGAGAGGUCUUUCCUCCUUCCAGGUAUGUGUCCUUAUGUUGGGAUUGAUAUAACAUAAUUAAGCUGGAGCUGUACCCAGCUCACAACUCAUCAUGCUAAUAUCUCAGUGGGCUGCCUCUGAGUUGAAUAUGGAUAAGGUGCAUAGGAAGACAACCCCAUUCUCACAGAGGGGCACCGAGAGGUGUAGUCUCUCCCGAUGUCAUUCAGGAUUAUGUUAUUGACAGGAUAUGAGGUACUGUGGUGGUGGUAGUAGUAGAGGGGAUGUUUUGGGUCAUACAUAGCCAUUAUAUAUUUACAUUUUCACAAAAUGUGCUAAUUGACAUACCCUGAGUAUACCAAACAUUAGGAA
Messenger RNA from Coregonus sp. 'balchen', 24458 nucleotides. The record is from the annotation of a GenBank genome assembly. NCBI's taxonomy places the organism in Eukaryota, Metazoa, Chordata, Actinopteri, Salmoniformes, Salmonidae.